This is a messenger RNA of Passer montanus (Eurasian tree sparrow), 1203 nucleotides long. RefSeq lists its product as uncharacterized. NCBI's taxonomy places the organism in Eukaryota, Metazoa, Chordata, Aves, Passeriformes, Passeridae. The transcript is spliced from 2 exons. The record is from RefSeq and is a predicted model, not a curated record. Bases 1 to 1203 code for a protein of 400 amino acids.
AUGUCUCCAACAGUGGCCUUUGUUUUGGCCCUGUUAGCCAGCCAUGCUGGGCUGAAGUUGAAUCUACAAAUCAAAAAGGAUGAUGUUAAACGGAUGCUGGAACGGGAGGAAUAUCUGCAUCAGGAAAUGACUCGGCUCCUGCAGGAGGUUGAUAACAACAAAUCCAUCAUGGAAAGCCUGCUCUGUUCUGCACAGCAGCUGCUGUGGCUGCCUUGGCUCACCAAGGCUGGGCAGAAAGGGAAUCCAGAAACUGAAAAGAGUGAAGCUGAACGGAUGCAGGAGCGUGAGGAGUAUCUGUUUCAGGAAAUUACUCGGCUCCUGCAGGAGAUUGAUGACAACAAGUCCAUCAUGGAAACCCUGCUCUGUUCUGCUCAGCAGCUGCUGUGGCUGCCUUGGCUCACCGAGGCUGUUCUGCUCUCUCUGGCCUUUUGGCUGGUCAUGAGAUGGAAGCGUGGCUCUGCCAGUAGGAGGAGGCAGGAGGGAUCCAGCAGCCAGAAGCAGGGCCUGCCCAGCACGAAGGUGCUGCAGGAGCUGGUGGACGAGCUCCUCGGUGUCUGCCGAGUGCUCUCCCGGAGGAGCUUCAUGCCGGAGCUGCACCCAGCUGCCAGGACGGACACCAGCCCUGCAGCCUGCAGCGUCCAGGAGAGCAGCAGCAGCUACCGCACGCUGGUCAUCCUGCGGCCACCCCCCGGCCACUCCUUCAGCCCGGAGAGCACCAAGCGGCCGCCAGCCAGGCGCAUCCGUGUGGCGCUGGAGUGCCUGUGCUCCGGGGAGCAGCUGCUGGGGCACACGUGCUUCCUGCACGCCGCUGGUGGCCAGCUGCCCACGGAUCAGGAGUGGUACCUGCUGGACACCCUCUGCACGGGCUCCUACUUGGACCUGCAGAAAGUCACCCGCUGGGUGCAGAUGUUGGUGCUGUCGGCCUGGCCGCUUCUGCCGCAGUCGCGCCACUGCCAGCUCACGGCGCUGCCCUCCGGCAAGUCCUGCAGCUUCCAGCUGAGCGGCGCCUCUGGCCUGCACUGCAGCAUCGAGAUGGCUCUGGCCGUGCAUCUCAGCAGCUCAGGGACCCGCCUGAGCCUUGAGUUGCCCUCCAGCAAGUCCUGCAGCUUCCGGCUGAGCGGCGCCUCUGGCCUGCACUGCAGCAUCGAGAUGGCUCUGGCCGUGCAGCUCGGCAGCUCAGGGGCCUGCCUGAGCCUUGAGUAG